This is a messenger RNA of Ochotona princeps (American pika), 1855 nucleotides long. It is a transcript of the gene CBR3, whose product is annotated as carbonyl reductase 3. NCBI's taxonomy places the organism in Eukaryota, Metazoa, Chordata, Mammalia, Lagomorpha, Ochotonidae. The transcript is spliced from 4 exons. The coding region runs from base 347 to 1078 and encodes 243 amino acids. The record is from RefSeq and is a predicted model, not a curated record. Gene Ontology annotation, molecular function: carbonyl reductase (NADPH) activity.
GCGAAUCGCGGCUCCUGCUGACCCUGUCCCGUCCGGGUUUUUGCUCGGGAACAAGCUCCCCUCGCAGGCAAUCGCAGAAGCCAAAGCAGGGAUCCACCAGGACGGAGCGCGUGGAAGGGGCGGGCCCGGGAGGCCGGGGCGUUCCGAAAGCCACGGGAGCUGAUUGCCCCUCCUCGGAGGGGAGGGACCCAGGCUGGGGGCCUUGUUCUUUACAAGUCAGCACGCUGGAUCCCAGCUCUCGGUUCAGGGCAGCUUCCAUCAGCCGGAGCCGGCUCUCCGCAGAGCGCGUCCUCGAGGGUCGCCAGCCGGGUCCACUCUCGGCAUAAGGUGUCCCGCGCGCCCAGCCAUGUCGUCCUGCAGUCGCGUGGCACUGGUCACCGGCGCCAACAAGGGCGUCGGCUUCGCUAUCGCACGCGACCUGUGCCGCCGCUUCUCCGGGGACGUGGUGCUCACGGCCAGGGACGAGGCGCGGGGCCGGGCGGCCGUGCAGCAGCUACAGGCGGAGGGCCUGAGCCCGCGCUUCCACAAACUGGACAUCACCGACCUGCAGAGCAUCCGCACCCUGCGCGACUUCCUGCGGCGGGAGUACGGAGGGCUCAACGUGCUGGUCAACAACGCGGGCAUCGCCUUCGAGAGUGAUGACCCAACGCCUUUUGACAUCCAAGCAGAGCUGACAAUGAAGACGAACUUCUUUGCCACAAGAAGCGUCUGCACCGAAUUGCUGCCGAUAAUGAAGCCUCAUGGGAGAGUGGUGAACAUCAGUAGCCUGCAGGGUUCCAAAGCUCUGGAAGACUGCAGUGAAGACCUGCGAGAGAAGUUCCGAUGUGAGACGCUCUCGGAGGGCGACCUGGUGGACCUUAUGAAGAAGUUUGUGGAGGACACGAGGAACGAGAGCAACCAAGAGGGAGAUCUUCCAUCCACUGAUUCAUUUCGCAAAAGCCCGCCACAGCUGGAGCUGAGCCAAACCAAAGUCAGGAACCAGGAACUCGAGCUGAGUCUCCCGCAUGGCUGGCUGGGACACAGGUGCUGCUUAUCCAGGCACAUGAGCAGAAGCAGAGCAGUGUGGACUCAAACCUAGGUUCCUCUAUGGGUUGCCAGCAUGGCAGGUGCAGGCUUAGCCUGUUGUGCCGCCACUCGCCCCAUUAGGUUGUCUUCACACAUGUUGCCUGCUGUCUCCAGAUGUGGUCCUAAGGGACAACACUGACUUCUCUCAUGGAAGCAGUCAAGUCCAGCAACGCUCAAGGUUUGGUUUAUUGGAGGAGGCCCGCUAUGGCCCUUGUUGUCACAAGCCACCGAGUUCAUUGUUGCUGUCUCUGACGAUGGACUGCCUCACUCCUUCCUUCGGUCCGUUUCUGCAUCGCCAGUGAAAUCCAAGCUGCUCUAACCUCCAUCCCGGGACAUGGCUGCUGAGACACUAAUGGCUCUGCUGGCUCAGAAAAACAGUUUGAUGGCUUUCAGUGUACUUCCUGAAACUCACUCAUCCUUGGGCCUCCCUCUGCAGAGUCCUGCUGGUGACAGAGAGGCACUGCCAGGCUGUGCUAGACAACACCACACACAGGAAAUGCAUCCGGAUGCCAGCCAGUCCCUGUCCUGUACUUUGUUUCUGCUCUCAUGUUUCACCUCUAGCCAACCUCACCUGGACACAUUUGGACACACUGAAUCCACUUGCAGGACCAUGGGGAACUAGUGGUACCCAUGUUUCCAGUGCGAAGUGAUGAGCAACACCCACUCCUGCCUGCCCUCCCUCCCUGCUCCACUCUGUUUGAAUUGUAGCAGCCACAGGUGACUCUGCCCUACUGGCUUCUGCAGACUGUCCCAGCCUUCUCCCCUAAAAGGCAGAACCAGCCAGACCAGC